UCAGACCCGCAGUUGUAGACCCGCAGUUUUAGACCCGGAAGUGACGUUACCAUUUCUAGGCAAGGCGAAAACAACGCCUCCAUUUAUCGAACACAAGUCUUAGUUUUUAGCACGAGCGCAGCAUUUUUGAGCACGAACAAAAUAUGACAGAAAACAGCACGAAACACAUAACUAUUCAAUUGGGAGAGUCAGUACCACUGCUGACUCAAUGCAACAGAUGUUGCACCUUGUUCCAUUGUCCUUUUGUAGUGGUAAUGUUUUUAAGCCCUCCAAACUGGAAAAAUUAAAAAAGCAUUUGAAGAGUCAUUUCAAGAAGGCAGUUCUCCAUGAAGUAACAUGACAAAACGAAUAUCUUCAGGCACAUGGAUACUAAUUAAAAACAAGAAUCUUCCACAGCAGUUGGUUGGGUCAGUGGAUUGUGGAGUAUUCAUGUUGAUGUAUGCUCUGCACCUUGUCUUGGAUGCGCCAUUUGACUUCACAGCUUGUGAUUUACCCUUGAUCAGGAGGUGGUGGUGCUUCAUUCUGUUGGAGAAUUUUGCUGUUGAAAGGACAAAGGCGUUCACUAAAGGGGCACUGGAGAGUGUGAAUGAGACCCAGAGCAGUGAGGAGGAACCACUAAUAAAAAGGGACCUCCACACUGCAGUAAAAUGGUUGCACCAACAUAGACAGUUGUUCAGAGGUGCCGUGUCUGAGCCCCAUUUUCUGGAGAUGGAGGAGGAGGACCAAAGCCGAGCUCUCCAGGACAUCAUCGAUGCAGUUGAAACUGAAGAUUUAAUUUUGGCAAAAGAACCCUUUAUAUUUAUUUUUCAGUUUAGGGAUGAUAUGGAACUUUUCACUCAAAAAUGUCGGGAUAAAAUGAAACUUAAAGUAAACUGCAUAUUUAAUGAAUCAGUAUAAUUAUUGUCUGUUGCUACAUUGAUUGUU
This is a messenger RNA of Polypterus senegalus (gray bichir), 924 nucleotides long. RefSeq names its product structural maintenance of chromosomes protein 5-like. The record is from RefSeq and is a predicted model, not a curated record. Bases 337 to 897 code for a protein of 186 amino acids. The transcript has 8 exons. Lineage: Eukaryota; Metazoa; Chordata; Cladistia; Polypteriformes; Polypteridae.